CACGCUCUGCUGCAGCCUAUCCAUCUCCGCUUUAUCUGCCGUUGGACGGCUCCGUAACUAUUUGUAGCCUCGUACUGCUGUAGCUAGCAGAGGCAGCAGACCAGCCGACGGUACAUUACUGCCACGUGGUAUCUUGCUUUACUUCCAGGGUUUUGUCGAUCUAAGGAUCUAAGGGACAUCGCUGGUCAUUGUUCGCUCUUUCCUCACCAUUUUUUACAGUAGCACAUUGUUCUAACCGUAUCAUCCUGCAUUGUCCUCAUGGCGCCUCGUCCUUACCCGUUCUAUUCCCCUAAACCGUGUCCGAUAGACCAGACAUAGUAUACCCGUCGUCGUCGUCGUCAGCGUUAGCGUAACCAGAAAAGUCAUUUAUUUCGCUUCGUAUUUUAUUCGAGCAUUAACGUGUCUGACAUCCCAGCGGUACCUGUCGAGAUCAUCUCUGUCAGAAUUAACGCCUCGUUAGGGUUAACGCCUCGUUAGAAUUAACGCCGCCAGAAAGGCCACCAUGAGUUCCUCAAACCCUAGUUUGGCGUCCAUGGUUGACUCGAUGGUCAAGACCAUCGAGGAGACCAGGCGGCUCGCGCCGAAGGUUCCGGUCGACACAGCCAGCUUCUUAACCAUGGCGUUCUACCUAGGCGAGCUUCGCGAAGUCCUUUCGCAGCUCAACACGAAGCGCGACCUGACCAAGUCGUCGGCAGAAUCCCUAAACGGAAUGAAGCGGCUGAAAACGGCUCUGGACGAUCUUAAGAAGCUCACCAAGGACCACACGGAGUGCAGCCGGCUGUUCUUAAUCUUCGACACGGACAAAUUAGUCGGCGACUUGCAGCGGAUGGUGCAGGAGGUGGGCCACGAUCUGAACCUCAUGCCGGUGCUCAGCAUCAUGUCGUCGCUCCCGACAGACGUUGCCAACCGGCUGACGGACCUCCGCGGCCGGAUGCGGGUCGCGACGUUCGACUCCGAGCCGGAAGUCGCGGAGCUGUCGCUGGCCCUGGAAGACGGCGUGACGAAAAACAGCAAGAAAGUCGCGACGGCGCUGGUGGAGCGAGUAUUAAAGUUCCUAGAGAUGCCGUCGUCGCAAUCGGAUGUGCUUAAAGAGGAGGUGCAGCGGGAUCUGCUCGUAGCGGAGAAGGAGGAGCGGUGGAUGGAUGUGGAUAAGCUCACGGAGUUGAAGACGCUCGUCAGCCUCGCGAGCAUCUCCAGCGAGGUGCCGAUCACGCAGACGUUUUCGCGCCUCGCGCUGCGGCUCCGCGAGGAGCAGGGCAUGGCGGUGCCGGAUAGCUUUAAGUGCGCGAUGACGGGGGAAGUUAUGCGGGAUCCGGUGAAGCUGGUCGAGACUGGAGAGACCUACAACCGCAACGCGAUUGAGAAUUUCUUCGCGAAGGGGAAGCGCGCGUGUCCGAAGACCGGGAAGCAUCUCAAGAGCGCGGAGCUGGUGUGCAACGUGGAGGUCCGGAAGGCCAUAGAGGAGAGCUACGACGAGCUGAACCGAAAGACGCUGGACGAGGCCGCGCGGAUAGUGCGAGACGAUAUGGAGCAACGAGCGGCGGAUGCCGCGGCAGCGGCGGAAGCGAGAGCAGCCGCGCUAGCCGCGGGCGGGGAGGCGGCGGAAGCGAUCCUGGCGGAGGAAGCGGCGAAGGCGGAGGAGGAGCGGAAGAAAGAGGAGGAGAAAAAAGCGGCGGCGAAAAAGAAGAAGAAGGGGCCGGAGCCGCCGCCUAAGGAGGAGCCGAAGGCGGCGAGCGGGGGGGAGAGGGAGGAGGAGGCGGUGGAGGCGAUGCAGCAGCUUUCGUCGCAGGAUAAGAAGUAUGCCGCGCAGCUGGCGGAAAGCGGCGCCGUGGUGCCGCUGGUGCGGCUGGUGACGGAGAGAGGCGUGGGGGCGGUGAGGGAGGGCGCGGUUACCGUGCUGCGGAACAUCGCCAGCCUUGGAGAGGCGGAAGCCACUGCGAUAGCAGACGCAGGGGGCAUCCCCCCUGUGGUGCACCUCAUCACGCACGACACUGCCGACGUGACCGCAGGCAUCCAGCUGGUCUUAGAGCUCUCGCGCUUCCCGGCGCUGCGGCAGGCGGUGACGGACGCGAUGGGCGUGGUGGAGAUGAUCAAGCUGCUCAACUGGCACCUGGAGGACGACGUCGGGGGGCUGUUGGAGGCCGUGCUGCACACGUACUGGCGCGACGACCCGUACGUCGCCAUCCAGAUGGCGUCCGUGGGCAUGUUCAAGCCGCUCGUGGUGCUCCUAGAGCCAGAGAGUGACAUGGAGACCCGCAUGAUGAUGGCGGACGGCGUCAUGACGUGGGGCGUCAACAAGGCGCACCGGGUGUCCCUCGUGCAGUGCGGGGUGCUCCCGCCCCUCGUCUCCCUCCUCAACGACGGGCCCCCUGAGGGCAAGGCCGCCGCCGCGCGCGCCAUAGAGCACCUCUCCCACACCGACAUGAACCGUAUGGCUCUGGCAAAAGCAGGGGUGAUCCCAGCGCUGGUUAAAGCCCUCGCGAGGGGGUCUGCUGAGGUGAAGAACGCGGCGCAGGCCACGCUGGCGAAUCUGGCGAUGGACGACCAGGAUCUGGACGCGCUGGACGAGGACGGGACAGCCGUCCGAUUGAUCACGAUGCUGCGGGCGGGUCCGGCGACGAACCGGGACUACGCGGUGCGAACGCUGGAGUGCAUGGCGAAGGAGAGCAAGUCCAUGCGCGCGGCGGUAAUGGAGGAUGACGGCGCGGUUACCGCCAUCUUUGAGGUGUUACAGGAGAGUGCGUCGCACUUUGCGGCGGGGAGUCUGAGGUCCUCGGCGCUGCUGCUCCUGGGGCACCUCUGCCAGGAGCACAACGCGGCUGAAAUGAUGGCCGCACCGCCAGAGGUGGUCAAAACGCUCGCCACGCUCCUAGCCAGGCCGCUACCUGGGGAGGAGCGGGAGGCGAUAGUGAUUGUGUUGGGGACUAUGGCCGGGAACAAGCAGAUGCGGCCGCUGGUGAGGAUAGAGGAGCAGGUUUUCACGCUGAUGCAAAAGUUUCUGAACCUGAAUCCUGGGUCGAGUACCGGAACGUCAGGUCCGGGGAGCUCCAACCCUGCCAGUUCGGCUCGGUUGCAGGAGGCGAUUAUGUCCGGGCUGUCGAAGCUUGCCGACCCUGACGAUAUGGAGGCGCAGCAGAUUGUGGCUAGGCUUGGGGUGAUCCCCCUGGCAGUGCAUUAUCUUAAAAUGGGGCCGGAUGUAAUGAGGAUCCCGUCCGCAGUGCUGUUAGGGAAUCUCUCCCACUCCACGCCGAAGCUCGUCGACCAAACCUCGCUCGACCGCAGGCUCGGCAAGGCCAUGACCUGGAAGCUCAACUUCUCCCGGUCCAACUCGAGAGCCUCGGCGGCCAGCACAGGGUCAGGCUCGGCAGCCAGCCCCGGUUUGAUGGGUACGGACAAGCUCCGAUCGUGCAAGGUGCACGGGGGGAAGUGCAGCCUGGAAUCCACCUUCUGCCUCGUCGAGGGGGACAUCGUCCCGAUCCUACUGGAGCUGGUUCGGCGAAGCGAGAAUCGGGUGGCGGAGGUGUGCCUAGCCUCGGUGGCGAGCCUGCUGGCGGACGAAGGGGACCACGAGCGUGCAGCGGACCUCCUGGUCAAGCUAGAUACCAUUGAAGCGGCCGCGGGGGUGGUGGGGAGAACCAAGGAGCUGACCAAGUGGGCGGUGUAUAUCCUAGAGAAGGUGUUUGCUAUCAAGAAGUACCGGGCGCCCAAGUACUCGCAGCCGGCGGUGACGGCGUUGGGGCGAUUCAUGACAACGGCCACGGGGCAGGGCCGGAAGACGGCUGCUGAGACACUCAUGAGGCUCAAUAUUCUGCCAAAAGGGUCGUUCGAUCUGUGAGGAGGGGUUGCAAGAGUGGUUGGAGGGAGGGGGGGGCAGGGAGGGGAGGAAGGGGGAGGGAGGGUGAGUAGUGCUCGCAGAAACGGCUGGAGGGGGAAAGGGAAGGGAUGGGGGAGGGAGGAUGUGUAGUACUGGCAGCCGACGGUGACGGCGCUGGGGCGGUUCAUGGCGACGGCCACGGGGCAGGGCCGGAAGACGGCUGCUGAGACCUUACUGAGGCCGAACAUCCUGCCCUAGAGGUCGUUCGAUGUGAUAAGGCUGCAGGUUUGGUUGGAAGAAGGGGGGGGAGGGAGGGGGGGGGUGGGGGAAGGGGAGUGGGGCGGGACUGUUUGACCUGUGAGGGAAGGGAGAGACUUGGGGGAGAGGAGGAGGGAUGAAGAAGUGUUUGGAGGGGAGGGGAGUGGAUUAAGGAGUGGUUGAAGGGAAGGGGUCUAGUAUAUCACAGGGGAGGAAGGCGGGCAGGAGAGAUGCUGAUGCGGCUGCACAUCCUGCCAGAUGGGAGAGGGACCGUUCGACCUGCAAGGGAAAGGAAGAGACUGGGGAAAGGAGGGGAAGGAGGAGAGGGGGAGGGGGGGAGUGGACAGAACAGCACUGGGAAGGAAGGCGACAGAUGAGGCGCUGAUGCCGCAGAUUUUCUGUUUAGCGGCGACGCUGAAUGACAAGGGGCCGUUUGCCUUGUGCGGGAAGAUGGCUGCUGGCUUUUGAAUGAGGCGGAGGGGUUAGCUGGGGGCCAGCAGGCGGAAUAGGGCAGAGCAGGACAGCAGCAGCUGAGAGUGGAAGGGAGGCAGAGACAUCCCACCCAAGGGAUCGUUCGACCUGUUUGAAAGCUUUUUGGGAUGGGGAGGGCCAUUGGUGACUUGUGGACAUGGCACAGCCUUCCAGACUGCCUUGUAGCUGGAGCAGCAGCAGCAGAAGCAGCAGCAGGCUGUUUGCUGCAGUGGCAAGGGGGAUCACAAAAGCAGCAGCAGCAGCAGCAGCAGGUGUAGCAAUGGUGGUAGUGAUCUCGCCGAAACGAGCAUGUUUGUUCCGCUUGGAUAAGCGGCCUCUCACCUCACCACCUCCCCCCCCACCCCCCCACCCCCAUUAUUUCUCUCCAACUUUGCCCUUCGCCCUAUCCGUCCCCUCCCUCUCUCUCCACUCCCUACCUCCUCCACCAAGGCACACACAUGUGUCUGACUAACCUACCUACCAGCUUUCUCCCUCCCCAUCCCCACACCCCUGUAUCCCCCUCCUCUCUCCAUUUCUCGUAAGUUAUACCCUGUGGCUUCUGGCAACCCCACAUUCCUCGGAAGCUCUGUGGCUCGUGUUUUCUUGCUUAGACUAUUAGGAUUUGCGUUACAGGUUUUGAGAAGCUGCUCCGAUGGCUCUUGGGCGCAGGCCAUUGCUCGCUUGCGUUGUGGUGAGAUACCGGUACCAGAUGGACCAAGAGAGCAGUUAAAUCAAUAGCCCAUGUGGGCCUUGAUCAACAGCCGGUUUAGGGUGCUUUUUAUGCUUCGAGCAGUGUCAUGGUUGUAUGUCGAGGUGCGUUGAGCUCUGAUUGCUUAGAUGUUAUGGCUGCCAAUGCUGAAGGGGCGUUCUAGACUGCUACUGGUGUGCUAGGACCACUUUAGGAAGUAUAUUAAGACUGCAACACCCUUUUUAGUCUGAUAACAGAUGCAGUGUUCUAUCCCUGCAAGUGU
This is a messenger RNA of Closterium sp. NIES-67, 5514 nucleotides long. The record is from the annotation of a GenBank genome assembly. Lineage: Eukaryota; Viridiplantae; Streptophyta; Zygnematophyceae; Desmidiales; Closteriaceae.